AUGGAUUCCUUUACACGUCAGCGAAGGGGCUCUGGAGGAAGGGAUAUCGAGGUCCCUGCUGGAGCUUCUGAGCCAGAUUAUCAGGCAGCCUUGGGCCAAGAGGACAGCGAGCAACAGCCUGCACCUGUACGUCUGGGAGAAAUGUCUCCGGGCAUGUUGGAGCAGGGCGGGGUUCCGGCAGAGCCGGAGACGCCUGCCAACUUGUUUGUGGCAAGUCCUUUUCAUUCUGAGAAGGUGAAAUCAGAAGUGGAGCUUCUCAGAUCGAGACCGGCGACGUUGGAUGAUGACGGAAGGCGUGCUGGAAUCGAUUACGAUGAGGCAGCUCUUGGAGAUUCGAGCUUUUUGAGUGGCGGCAGGGAACCGGACUAUAGCUUAGCUGGCCAUGGAUCUCGUGGAGGAGCUCCUAAGCUGGCCCGAGUGGAGAUAGCAGGCGAGCAUGCUGUUGAGCAGUCUGGUGAAGCCGAGGAGCAAAAGCCUGGCAUAGUUGAGGUGCAACCUGAGACUGGGCGAGGCUGGGAAAUUACUGGCAAGGGUCGGGGUGCAAAUCCGAGGGAUGGAUCCGCGAGCACUUUUGCUGGUGAGAAACCGGGAGCUUCAGACGCUCGAGAGCUCAUUCCUGACUCUGGUUUUUCCAGGAUGGAACAGAUGAUGUUGCAAGUGAUGCAGGAGAAUGCUGCUCUGCGGCAGAGACUGGAAGCGGUGGAGUCUCAGUCAAGCGGCCUGAGUGGAGGAACCUGUGUGACAGCGCUCGAAGCUCAGGUCAGUUCGCCGAUGUCUUUCGCUGGGAAUGUACAGAGUUGCGUGGCCGCGCCACGAGAGAAUCGUCUUGUACAGAUGCCGAGUGCGUUUCCGGGCAACGAUUUCCAAGGAUAUUUGGCUGGCGUUGAGGAUUUUGCGCGUGGGGAAAAGGGGAUACCGAGUCAAGGCGUUCCAGGGUCUUCUCCCACUGUUGCAGAGGGGAUCUCGUCCUUUAGCGCUCCUGGGGCAUUUCCUGAGGAACCAGCGAAGUACAUUAUCGACCUGCCUAAGCUUGCUGCUGCUGACUUGACCACUAGCGCCGUAACAUGUGGCAACUGGCUUGCGCAGACACGCCAGGUUUUCGCGGGGCUUUCGCCGUCAGCGUCUGUUUGGUUCAGCUCGGUUGAGGGCGCGGCUAAUGCAAGCUAUCAGCGUUGGCUUGUAGCAGAUCCGUUGGAACGGCUAGCUCUCGAUCCCUCCACGGUUGUUGCUCACUAUGAUGCCGUCAAGUACCAGCGCGUAGAAAGUAGGGCAGCUGAGCGCGAGUCUCUGGCCAUGACUGUUGAGUCUCCUCCGGAUAAAAAGGCCAGAGCUGCUGCUGCUGCUGCUGCCGCUGCGAAGGCCCCAGACCCCAAGCUUCCCAGCACAUCUGCAUCUUCUCAGACGCCGAGUCCCACUGUGGCAGCGGUAUUUGGAGAGGCGGACGCUGGUAAAGGCAAAGUAGGUGCUUGGCUUGUGGUCAGAGCGGACACUACCGGCCGGACUGUCCGAUUGUCCCAGCAGAGCUCAGACAGGAAUUCUGAAGCCUCUAGUGCUUCGGGUGCCAAGGAAGCCUUGUUUGCUGAAGCAGCCAAGCUUUUGCAAGGUGCAAGCGCAAAGGUUUUGAGGGUUGGCGAGUGGAACAUAGAUGAGACUUGGCUCUGUAGCGCUGUGAGUGCAUCCAAUCUUGAGUAUGCCUUGAUUGACUCUGGUGCCACAAACGCCUUGAGGUUUGCUUGUUCUGAGGAGCUUCGUGGGGCUGAGUCCAUUCGGGUUGAUCUGGCAUCAGGUGUCACUGAAUUGCACGUCAACGAGUAUGGGACCUUGCUUAGCCCUGUUGAUUGCCAGCUCAUAUUGCCUGCCGGGUACUUAGUCAGUAUGGGUUACCGCCUGAAGAAGUGGAAGGGCUCCGUGAGGCAUAUGGGUUGUCGCCAGCGGAGUCAUUGGCGAUCUCGGAUCACCACCUUGUACUCUUUGAGUGUCGACAUUGCUGGACCGUUCAAGGAUGGUCGCAGUUUUGACCCGAUUGCGUCUGGCAGGGAUCGUGGACGUGGCUAUAAGUACUUCAUUGCUGCAGCGUACUCGAUACCCUUGAGUCCCGAGUUGCGACCUGAUUUGAGUCCUCCUGAUGAUCUAGCUGAGUAUUGUCCUUCUGAGUGUGAGCAAGAAGCUGCAGGGGUAGGACCUAUAGCCGAUGAGGCGUCUGAGGAUUGCUCUGAGUGGCUGGACGGGGUACAUGAGCAGCUCCUGGCCCUGAUUUACCGGGGAACGCUGCAGACGGGGCAGAAGAGGUUGGAGUCGUUUGGGUACCCUGUUCACCGCUACUUCGCAGACCGUGCUAAAGAGCUGAGGAGCCAUGCUUUGAUUCAGUGGCUUCGAGAACGCGGCAUUCGUGCCUCAUUUACCGCAGGAGAGGAUCCUGCUGGAAAUAAGGCAGAGGUCAGUGUCCAGCGGUUGAAGCAAGAUGCCAGGAAACUCCUUCGCGUUGCCGAUCUGCCAAUCGAGUUUUGGCCAUUUGCUAUUCUUCAUGCUUCGCAAAGACACUUUGUGCAAAUGGCUGAGGCUUUGGGUGUGGGACAGGCUGUCCUUUUACCGUUUGGGGUAUGGUUGCAUGCGCGAAAGCGUUUGAAGUCGGGUCAUAAGAAGCAUUGGGAGACACGAACUGAUGGGUCCGAGCAGCGUGUUUUGCUAACCAACACUGUCUACCCUGUUGAUCCUUUGACAGUUGAUGGUACGACCGUGAAGCUUCUCUUUGGAGAUUCUGGUGUUUGGCUGGGAAAUAAGCUUGAGACUGGUGACUACAGCACGGUUGAGGCAUUAGAGGAUAGGUGGGUGAUUGCUGCCUAUGCUCCUCGGGGUACAUGGAAGAUUCUGAACGAAUACGCUCGUGAGCUUGAGAGCUUGGGGUUCGAUUCUAAAGGGUUGGAUCACCUUUUCGCUGCAGAGCGUGCUUCGAUUUCAAAGUUUAAUGCUGAGGGUGAUGAGGACUUGACCUCUGAGGGGCUUUGGGAAGUUGAGUUUCCUUGUGAAGUGUUGAAGCCUGGUUGGCGUGAGCACGUUUUAAGAAAUCACCUGUCCUCAGCUUUGGCGUGUAAAGCCCUUGUGAAGGAGCUUAGCUGUUUUGGAAAUGAUGAUGUAGGCUACGAAUUGAUUCGGACCUUGAAGUCGGUUGAAUGCCAGCGCGAGUGGUAUGAGGGACUUCUGUGGGAUGACUUUGUCAGGAAUUCUGGGAGUAUGUUAAAGGCUUUGAAUCAGGAUGUUCCUCUGAACCCGGAAGACCAAACCAGCCCUGCCGAAGCUUUUCUCCAAACGAGGACAGUAAGCUUAGCUGAGGCAAAGGGUGAAUUGGUGCUAUGGAUACCUUCGGCUACUGAGGAAGUUGUCUCUUUGGAACAAACGAAUGAGGCUGUUGAGCGCAUUGUCGUGUCGGACAUUGAGCGGUUGAUUCAAGAAGGAAAAAGGGUAACCCAGGUUCCAGGAAAGGCAGUCCUAACCAGGAAGGCUGGUGUUGGGAAACGCCGAUUCAGGUGUGUCGCGUGUGGGAACUACAUCCCCACUGGCUCUCCUGAUUCCAACAACCUUUAUGCGAGUGGCGUUGAAAGCUUGACUGUCAGAACGGCAUUAGGUUUUGCUGCUUACCGUGGUUGGGCAGCUUUGAGCGCCGACAUAAGGACGGCCUUCCUUCACGCGCCGUUGGACGGCGAGCUUGAGUCCGAAGAAAUUAUCAUUGUCAGGCCUCCAUCUAUUCUUGUAGACAUGAAAAUUCUUUCCCCGAAUCAUCGAUGGCGCGUGCGUAAAGCACUGUAUGGGUUACGACAAGCUCCCUUGGCUUGGGCCCGGUUCCGAGAUAAGUCAUUGCGGGUGCUGACCUUUCAGUGUGACGGUGCAUGGUAUGCCUUGCAGCAGGGUGUCAGUGAUGAUUCGCUUUGGUUCAUCACUAAAAGCGAGAUUGCCGAGGAUGACACUGAGCGUUGGCAUGGUAUCUUGAUCAUUUACGUUGACGAUCUUUUGGGUUUCGCUUCAUCGGUGAUCCUUAGUGCCCUUUUCGAUGAAAUACAGAAGCUGUGGAAGCUUUCGGAACCCGAGUGGAUUCGGGAGGAGGCUGCCACUAAGUUCUGUGGGUUGGAAAUCCAGGCCCUACAACGAGGAGGGUAUCGCAUAUCGCAGGUUUCCUAUUUGCAGGAGCUUUUUGCAAGAUACGACGUCACAAGCAGUGCAAGUGCGCCCUUGAGUAAUUGGACUGAUCCGGAAAAUGAGCAACAGGUGCAGUUGGAGACUGUCCGGAAGGCGCAAGCCCUGACAGGUGCUUUGCUUUGGGCUUCGUCGAAAACCAGACCCGAUAUUGCUUUUGCUGUCAGUAAACUUGGGCAAUAUGCUGUGAAGGCGCCAAGCAUUGUGAUUGAGAGCGGGCAUCAAAUCCUGCGCUACUUGUAUGGUACGGCGGACCUGUGGCUGGAAUACCAGAAGCCAAGCGACAAUUCCUGGCUUGACGCUCCGGUUCCUCGAACUUUAAAUACUCUGGAGUUGUACACCGACGCUUCCCAUGCCCCUAACGGGGGGCGAUCUUGCCAAGCGAUGGUCAUCCUAUGGGGAGGAAAUGUGUUAUGCUGGGAAUCCUGUCGUCAACCGUUUGUGACUCUGUCCUCUACGGAGGCAGAGCUAGUUGCAGUCACCGCCGGAAUAGUUGCUGCAGAAUCAAUUGGGGGCAUCAUUGAGGAAAUGAUCGAGUCCGACAUCACGGUCUCUGCCUUGUGUGAUAACCAGGCAGCGGUAAGGUUGUCUUCCAGCUUCGGAUCCCAGGGAUCUGUCUCUCCCCGGACCUUAGCGGGUCUUGCAUUGGUUGCUGUGUUGUCUGGUGAUGGGUCUGAACAGUUCUCUGAAACUGAAUUGCUGGAGGCGCAGCGCAAACUUCAGGUUCCUCCGAGUGGUGUUGAAAGCUUGACUGUAAGAACGGCAUUAAGCCUUGCCGCUUACCGGGGUUUGGCAGCUUCGAGCGCCGACGUACGGGCGGCAUUCCUUCACGCGCCGUUGAACGGCCAGCCUGAGUCCGAAGAGAUUGUCACUGCGCAGUCUCCAUCCAUUUCCGUGCUGAAUCUCCUUGACUUAGAAGAUGACCCUACUCCAGAUGAUAGGCCCCAUAGAGCUGUAAGUCCCCGGGUUCCUGUAGAAGGUCAAUUUUUCCUUGGGGAAGGGUGGUCUUCUUCUGAAAGCGAAAGCGGAGAUUCGACAACUGAGCCGUCGAUAUUUUCUGUGUCUAGCGGAGAUGCUGCUGUCGAUGAAGAAGUAUGGGUUAUUCAUGAUGCCGAGGCCAGACUUGCCCAGGCAGACGAGCCACAACCUUUAGGAGUGAACUUCCGAGCUGAGCAUGAAGUGCUAAUAGGGACCUAUGCUGACGACGAGGUUAGUAUAGCGCUUCAGGGAUGGUCCCAGGCUGAGGUUGAGACUAUUGUUACCGGGCUGAAUGAGGGUGAAUGGACGAGUGAUAGGCGCUGGGUCGUACUUCUCUAUGUUCUCUGGUUAGUCCUGGGCGGCAUUCUUCCUAGUUCUGCAGAGGUAGUAACCUAUGGGGAUGAACCGGUUUCUUUCGGCAGGUGGGAUGAACCGACUGGUAGCUCCACUGGGGUUGGCGAUGUGUGUCUGGAGGAUGAGCAAGGGUCUAGCUCUGAAGAAGCCGGGAGCUGGGACUGGUGGCUGUGGGUUGCCUGCGUGAUUGGAAUCUGGGAAAUCGUUCGUGCCUUAUCUCUUCGUGUGUGCAGAAGUAGAAAGACAGUGCAGGAUCAGGCAGUCAGCGCCGAAACGGUGCCGUGGCCUUUGCAUCCAGGUAUCCCUCACCGAGCGAACAUCUUGUACUGCUACUGGCGUGCAGGAUACGUGUUUGACGUACAAGAAUAUCCUGAAGCGGUUCAAUCACGAUUUUAUGGCCUCCUAGGCUCUCACCUUGAGAGGCGUGACAGAGAUGGCUUGUCCUCCACAGACUCUUCUGAUUGA
Symbiodinium natans is the source of this 5985-nucleotide messenger RNA. The record is from the annotation of a GenBank genome assembly. Lineage: Eukaryota; Dinophyceae; Suessiales; Symbiodiniaceae.